CCACUCACUGAUCGGUUGAAAUGAUCCGAGUACCACAUGCAGAAGUCUUCUGCUACCAAUUCUCGUGUGCGACCCAACCGAGCGGUACGAAUACAGUUUGGCUAAUGCACAGAUAAACACCUCUCCCUCAGUUAAGAGUUCGCUUUGUCUUCCUUCGUUAUCUACAACUCCGGCGUAGAGUUUUUCGCCUUCAGUUGUUUUGUAACAAAUCGAAAUGGCUCCCCCCGAGGAGAACAAAGACGCCAUCUCGGCUCAUGUUGAGCGACAGUCGGAGAUGGCGAGAGAGUAUCCAAACGACCUCCUCGACCACUAUACAAACGUGUACUUCGACGUUGAUGAAGGGAAACGAGUGUUGAGAAAGAUUUACUGGCCUGUGCUACCACUCAUGCUCGGCGCAUACUUCCUCCAGCAACUCGACAAGUCCUCUUUGUCAUAUACUUCGGUGUUCAAUAUCCAGGCAGAUGCACCCCUCCAUGGCAAACAGUAUUCUUGGUUGAGGUCCAUUCUAUACUUUGCACAGCUUGUGAUGCAGUCUUUAGGCACAAUGUGUGGAAUGGCCGCAUGUCACAACUUUAAGCAAUUGCUGGCCGCUCGGUUUGUCCUAGGCAGAUUUAAAGGUCCCUCCCUUGUUGCUGUUACUCAGAUAACCGCUGCAUGGAAUGCGAUGAACGGUAUUACUUCCAUUGUAUGUGAAAGUGUAUCACCAGCUGCGGGAAAGCUGCAUUCGUACCAGGUUAUUUUCCUUUACUGCGAUGGCCUCACACUCGUCUUCUCUGUAUUAUUUUUCAUCUUUUUUCCCGACUCGCUCAUGGAAGCAAAGUUCUGGAGACAAGGAGAACGAGAUAUUGCAAUCGAGCGUCUGCGAGCCAGCCAAAUGGAGGCAUUCCCUGAUCCAAAGUCGUGGUGCUGGUUCUUCCUCGUAAUGGGGAUCUCCAUCCCAUCAGGUGAAAUCGGUACCUCUGGGCCCUUGAUCGCCCAAUCAUUCGACUUCGAUAAGUUCAAUACCAUCCUGUUCAGUAUCCCAUUUGGUGUUAUUAAUAUUAUUGCAAUCCUCGGCGGUGGCUGGCUCGCAACGCAUAGCAAGGGGGCCAACACUACAGGAGAUACCAAGCGCAAGGUCACCACUGGCCUUGUCUUUGUUGGGAUAUAUACCGGAAAUAUCAUUGGUCCACUUCUAUAUUCAACCGAAGAGAAGCCAUAUAAUAGAACUGUCUUGAUAUCAAAUCUCGUCAUGUUUAUCUUUGUCGAAGUUUUGGUUGGUUUCAUCAUGCUUUACCUCAAAUUCCUUAAUGGUAAGCAUAGCCGCAUGCGUUUUGCAGUGGGCAAAUCAGCUACCAUCCAAGAUGAAUCCAUGAUGCGAAAGGCCGAUCUGCAGUAUUUAGGAAAGGGGCAGGGCAACAAGUUACUCCUCGGGAGGAGGAUCAUUCUUUUGCUAACAUGCCGGACUUGAAGAACGAGGAUUUCACUUAUGUUUAUUAAGUUGAGGAGGACUGGGCGACCUUUCCCUUAGUAGGUCCAUACGGCAUCAAAGGAGAAAUUCGAGGUUUGAAUACUACUCGCCUAUUUAUCCCCCUUGACUAGGGAUUAAUUUUUUUUCUUGGUUCCAGUCUAGUCUGCGGACAUGAGCAGCAUCCGCUUUAACCUGAACCUAGGGUGAGUAUCGUGAGCAGGACCUGAGCAACAGAGUGUCAUGGUUGAUGGUGUUGGGAGUUGGAAGACAACUGGAGGGAGGAGGAACAAUGGACAGAAGAAGCGUGUAAUGGGG
Messenger RNA from Hyaloscypha bicolor E, 1765 nucleotides. Its product is annotated as MFS general substrate transporter. The record is from RefSeq and is a predicted model, not a curated record. Gene Ontology annotation, molecular function: transmembrane transporter activity. The coding region runs from base 215 to 1450 and encodes 411 amino acids. Lineage: Eukaryota; Fungi; Ascomycota; Leotiomycetes; Helotiales; Hyaloscyphaceae. The transcript is spliced from 9 exons. Gene Ontology annotation, cellular component: membrane.